AAUACAUACCAAUAAAUUAUAGUGCUUUCUCUUUUCCCCAACCUUCAAAAAUAAAACUUUGCAACGCACGGACAGGUCCAUUAGGUUUUUGUAAGGGUUUUGUCGGCCGUUUUUGGUCGGAGAAGAGCGCAAAAGCCUGAGCGGAGCUUGGUAAUUGAAAUAAGGAAACAGAAAUCGUUCUUCUCACCCAACCGAACGAGAGAUUGAAAAUUUUACUGUACCACUUUGAAGUAGAGUAAGGGAGACAAUGCAGGCUUGCAGUGGAUCUGCCACAAUGAGCUCUAUUCAACAACCAUUUGGGAUCAAUGGCUCAAUGUAUCCUUCCAAAUGGGUUGGAAUUGGGGGCAGCCAAAACAUGAAAGUGAGUUCGGUGAAGCCUUUUCGAUCGUUGAAAAUAGAAGGGAGCUUAAGCACUGGCAGGACAAUGUCUUCCACAUCUGUUCCUAAAUCAGAAAUUGGAGGUUCUGGAAGCAGCUUUGUGGACUAUGGCUUGGCUGAAGCUGAUCCUGAAGUUCAAGCCAUUAUUGACAGUGAGAAGAAUCGUCAAUUCAGAAGCUUGGAGCUUAUUGCUUCUGAAAAUUUUACCUCUCGAGCAGUUAUGGAGGCUGUUGGUUCUUGCCUCACUAAUAAGUAUUCUGAAGGACUACCUGGAAAAAGGUAUUAUGGUGGCAACGAGCACAUUGAUGAACUUGAGAUCCUUUGUCAAAAGAGGGCUCUUGCGGCAUUUAAUUUGGAUGAAAACAAAUGGGGUGUAAAUGUGCAGCCAUUAUCUGGUUCUCCGGCUAAUUUUGAGGUCUACACUGCAAUUCUCAAUCCACAUGACCGCAUAAUGGGCUUGGAUUUACCUCAUGGUGGACACUUGUCACAUGGGUUCAUGACACCAAAGAGGCGGGUGUCGGGCACAUCUAUAUAUUUUGAAUCAAUGCCUUAUCGACUGGACGAGUCUACAGGUCUUGUUGACUACGAUAUGCUUGAGAAAACUGCGACCCUGUUUCGCCCUAAACUUAUUAUUGCCGGUGCUAGUGCUUAUCCUCGGGAUUUUGACUAUCCUCGUAUGAGAAAGAUUGCCGAUGCUGUCGGUGCAUUUCUCAUGAUGGAUAUGGCUCAUAUAAGUGGACUUGUCUCUGCGUCCGUCGUUGCUAAUCCUUUCGAGUAUUGUGACAUCGUAACAACUACCACACACAAGUCUCUCAGGGGACCCAGAGGUGGAAUGAUCUUUUUUAAGAAGGAUCCUGUUCUUGGAGUCGAAUUGGAAUCAGCCAUCAACAAUGCCGUCUUUCCAGGUCUACAGGGAGGUCCGCAUAAUCACACAAUCGGUGGCCUUGCCGUUUGUCUAAAGCACGCCAAAUCACCGGAGUUCAAGGCUUAUCAAAACAAGGUGGUCUCUAAUUGCCGAGCUCUGGCAAGUAGGCUAAUGGAGUUAGGAUACAAACUGGUCUCCGGAGGAAGCGAUAAUCAUUUAGUUCUCGUGGAUCUUCGUCCCAUGGGCAUUGAUGGUGCUAGAGUUGAGAAAAUCCUAGAUAUGGCGUCGAUCACACUCAAUAAGAACUCCACACCAGGCGACAAAAGUGCGCUAGUGCCCGGUGGCAUUCGAAUAGGCUCUCCUGCAAUGACGACGAGAGGUUUUGGCGAGAAGGAAUUCGUGGCAGUCGCAGAUUUCAUAGACGAGGGCGUCCAGAUGGCUCUGGAAGCAAAGAAGUCUGUUUCGGGCACCAAGCUUCAAGACUUCAUGAAUUUCGUGACCUCUCCCGACUUUCCAUUGCUCGGGAAGGUGAAGGAUCUGCAAUCAAGAGUCGAAGCAUUGGCAACCCAGUUCCCGAUACCCGGGCUGUGAGCGACGCCGCGAUGCUGAAAAAUGGAUCGAUGUGGUUUAACUGGUUGGAGUUUAUUAUUGCAAUGUUUUUGGUGGAUUGGGACAAAAGUUUUGCUCCGAGGAAACACCAGAAAAGCUUAACAAGAGAAAGGUUAGCUUGCAAUGACUGCAAAGCAUAGUUGAGUUCGAUUAUUUUUAUUUUGCUAAGAUAUAUAUAUAUAUAUAUAUAUAUAUUUAUCGGGUGAAUAAAAUUAUUGAGCAGCGUUCCGAUAAUAUUUUAAAUAUUAUACUGGCUUUGUUUCACUUA
Andrographis paniculata is the source of this 2120-nucleotide messenger RNA. Its product is annotated as serine hydroxymethyltransferase 3, chloroplastic. Gene Ontology annotation, molecular function: glycine hydroxymethyltransferase activity; zinc ion binding; pyridoxal phosphate binding. The transcript has 12 exons. Lineage: Eukaryota; Viridiplantae; Streptophyta; Magnoliopsida; Lamiales; Acanthaceae. The record is from RefSeq and is a predicted model, not a curated record. Bases 248 to 1834 code for a protein of 528 amino acids. Gene Ontology annotation, biological process: tetrahydrofolate interconversion; folic acid metabolic process; L-serine catabolic process. Gene Ontology annotation, cellular component: cytoplasm.